ACAUCUCUAUCAACUGAUGCUAAUACCAGCCCAAGUGUGUCCGUUCCUUGGUCAACAACUAAACCGACAAGCCCUCAAAUGUCAACAAAGAAGUCAACAGAAAACACUGUGACGAAAUCGGAAGCCUCAACUAAUAGCCCAGUACCAUCUCUCCAAGAAAAUUUACGAGGGCAAAAUACAGCUGCAAUUGCAGCAGCAUGUUCUAUUGUUGGUUUAGUGGUACUUGUCGUGGUCAUAAUUGUUCUAUAUAUCCGUCAAAGAUCCCGAAAUCCAGAGAUGGCUGCACCCCAUGAAAAAGACGAGGACGAUUCCAACAUGUAUAACAACCCAGUGUAUUGUUCAAAAGAUGGAGGCCUUCCGAUCCCAGACUUGAUCGUCGGUACGACUUCCAAUGACGGCCCUUCUCCCCGUGCACCACUAAAACCAGCUGACGUUGACAGUCAGUAUGAAGAAUUCGAAGGCCAUCGCCAUAUAAAGACGAACAUUGUUGAUUCCCAACCCCAUGGUGAUGCCUUCAGUGGUAUCACAUCCGAGAGUGGAGAACUGAAUCCAGUCACUUAUUACUCUCUCGAAGAUCUAUCCACCAUUGAUGUUAACGAUGACGCCCUCAACGAGGAUGAUUAUCACACCUACGAACAAGCUAUCAACCCACGGCCAUCAAAGAAACCAAAGGAAGCAACAAUGGACCAAAUAGGAACCGGCAGUUUGUAUCAGGACUUAGACAAACCGUCGCCAUCAACGAAUGCUUAUUCUUCUCUUGAUACGAAAAGGGAUUUGCCCCAACAUGGGACACAAAACGGUGGGAAAGAUGGACAAACAGAUGGUUCUGCUGUUCUUGACGAUGAGUUGGAGUACAAUGCGCUCACCUUCAAUAAGUCAUCAGACAUCACCCGGGCAUUAAAGACGCCAGCUGGUGUAUCAGAUAUAAAGGCAAACAAUGGAUACGGUGUCCUCGAUCUACCAAAAGAAGGCCACUCGGAGCAGUCUCCACAGCUUCACAACGACGAUGUUUAUAAUACCAUUGAGGGUUCUCCACAGGAGCAAGACAUCACGAAAGAAAUGCCUGCAGAAUCGUUCAGUGGGUACCAAGCUCUGAACCAUCGACAACAGGACGAUCAGAUUUCUCGACAAGGUCUCAAUCCCAAAAAGGUCACCCCAGUAUCCCCUGGAGAUUACCAAAGUCUAUCAACUGGCCCAAAAGGUCCAGGACCAAAGAUGGAAGCAUCCGGCUCAGAUCAGCCAGAUGAUGAACCCGAAUACCACAGCUACCAAGAUCCAAGUAAAAUGGACAUGAAUGGACCCGUUCCUCGAGAACUGGAUGCCUCUUCGAGUGACCAGUACAAUAUCCUCGAUUCUGGAAAGGAGGUAGGAGAUUACCACGUGUAUCAACAUACAAAUGAAUAUGGUAUGGAUGAAGGAACAUAUGAAGAUAUUAACUCGAAGACAAGCCACGACGAAGAAUAUUCUACUGUAGAUCAGAUCCAAGACCCUAAGGCAGUAGACGCAGCCAAAUUUGAACCAAUAUAUAGCGAUGAGGUUUACUCCGAGUUUCAGUAACAUGCUUGAUGUAUAUGUAACCAUAGUAAAACUUUUAUAUUAUUAAUCUUGCAGCUGUGUAGUAUAAAUGCACAUUUAUAAGAAUAACUAUUUAACGAUAUACCAUAAUCCGGAUUCAAUGGCUUUUAUGCUCCUAAGAAUGAAAUUAUGCUAAUUGAUAAGGAUUUGAAUAGGUUUCGAUUUACAUAUAGACAAUAGAACGCUAUGCAGCUUCGCCGCAGAGUACAAAGGAAAGAACACACAUAGAAUUUUGUCAUGCAACCUUUAUUUGAAUGAUAUGGCGAAUAAAUAAAAAAAAAUGUAUGAUAGGUUAUAACUUUAUUAAUGCGCCGUACAGAAAUAUGAUGUAAGUAUGGAGUUAUAUAGCGUAUCCUCACCCGCCAUAUUGCUGUCCCUUAAACACGAAUAUUUGAUGUUUGGUAAAUGAAAUGAAUAGUACUGUCCACUUUUUCAAAAUCAUGUACCAUAACGACAAUAAACACACUCUUUUUUUAUGCGUCAUAAGUUGUAUAAUAAAGACAUCAUUAUGGUGAGUGAGGGUAGUUUAUGCAAAUUGAUUUAGCACAUUAUUGUUCGGAAAAAUGUCCUUUUAAGUUUGAUUAAUAUAAAAUGCGAUUUUAAGUUUGAUUGUUAAUGUGUGUUGUGUACCCGUUUUAUACAAUACGUUAUUUAUAUCAAACGAAUUGUCGGAAAUAAUGAUUAUUGUAUAUAGGUUGUGUCGUAGUUUUUUAACCUAAGAAUUUGUGUGUUAUGUCCGAGGCUUUGCUGAUCAACAGUACUCUUUGUUUCAGACCAUA
Molecule: messenger RNA, 2354 nt
Organism: Lytechinus pictus (painted urchin)
Lineage: Eukaryota; Metazoa; Echinodermata; Echinoidea; Temnopleuroida; Toxopneustidae
Exons: 3
Coding region: 79-1557 (492 amino acids)
Source: RefSeq, a predicted model, not a curated record